Molecule: messenger RNA, 1469 nt
Organism: Eriocheir sinensis (Chinese mitten crab)
Lineage: Eukaryota; Metazoa; Arthropoda; Malacostraca; Decapoda; Varunidae
Exons: 8
Coding region: 261-1469 (402 amino acids)
Biological process (GO): apoptotic process
Source: RefSeq, a predicted model, not a curated record
GUUCAACGGUGGAGGCCGGAGGGACGCACGCGGUUGUUUCAAUUACUUCCACACUUUUUGAAGAACACUGGCCAAGUGUCCCACCAGCGAUAGCCUCGAAGAAAAACAACAACAGGUCAAGGUGUGUGUAUGGGAAAGCACUAUUCGAAAGGCCACACCGAUACCAGCUGCUGGAUACCAGUCCAAGUGUAGCUGUGAGGAGGUGACCCAGGACGAUCCAAUUCUGUUUCCAUGUAAUUCAAACACUGGUAGCUGCAAGCAUGCCAGUGUUUCGAAUAUGGAGCAGUAAUCGUAAAACAAGGAAGACGGUUGCAUGUGAGACAGAUAUAGACAGUCUUUUGCAAAAAGCAAAGGAUAAACUUUGUGUUGUCUCAAGAUCGGCCCGCCUUGUGUUGGAGGCUUGUGGAAGCCUCAUAGAAGACAAUGAAGUGUUAGAAGAAGUGAAAAAUGAAGUUUUACUCCUGUUAACUGAUGAUGAAGAGUAUUCACCAUCCAGCAGCAAGUUACUCGUACAUGGUGGUACUGCACACCAAGAACAAUACACAUCAACUGCUAGUACCAGUACUUCUGCUCCACAGCAAGGUGAACAGGACACACCAAUUGCCACUAGUUCUGCUGCACACCAAGGAGACACACUGGCAGACAUAAGCAACAAUUCAGCUUCUUCGGUAGAAGCUCCUGCAGGUGACAGUCCAGAUGCCACACCUCAACGGCCAUCUACUUUAAUAGCAGAUCCACCUCUGCCUGAACUGUCAGGGGCGACGAAAGCGAUGCUACUAGAGCCUACCUGUUCCCGAAAAGUGUGGCUACAGCUGAUUGAAGAGACAAAAAAUUAUUAUCUAAAGUUUUAUCCCUUGAUUGAAUCAAAUCCUAUGGGGACAUACAAAGCAAUUGGAAUGAAGAUGGUGUCUGCUUAUCCAUCCAUCAAGCGUGAAGGCUUGUUUCCAUGGAGUCAGUUUACUAGGGCCCUCAGUCAGAGCAUUCGAACUGAGCGUUAUAAACAGAAGAGAAAGAGCAUGCCUCAUGUACAACAUGCUCAUCCAGCCCCCAAAAGAUUUGCUUUGGGUAGGAAGCAGUUUACCACUAUAGAGAAUCAAGAACGUGAGCUGACCGAAGACGAAUUCGUGAGGCACACCAAAGAACUUUGCCAGGAAAUGAAAAAGAAAAAUCUUAACACUGAGCAUAUAAAUAUGCUUUUAACUGCUACAAUGGUGAACCGACAAAAGUGGAUAUCAACACUUCCUGGUGGACUCAUCUCACCAAUAUUGAUGAAGUUCCCUUGCUUCUGGAAGAGCAGUUUUAUCAAAACUGAGAUGGAAAGACUUCUCAAGGAUACCACUGAAAGCUGGAAGACUAAAUUGAACAAGAUAUGUGACACACUGAUUAAGAAGGUUCCCAAGACUGACCAUCAUGUAAGUAAUUUUACUUGCUUUCUAUUUUUCUUCACAUACCUAUUCCAAAUUUCAUAA